AGCCAAGACCAUAACUGAGGAGAAGAAAGAGGUGGUUUCAAAAUGGAGAGCGGCGAAGGCGGUUCGGUUUCCAACGUGGAUGUUUGUAACCUGGCCUAUUUGGGGCGCUUCGAGGAGCUGAAGCAGCGCCUGGACGGAAGCCGGAGCUUGGCCACGAGAGCGGAUCAGGACAACAGGACAGCCCUGCACUGGGCCUGCUCCGCUGGACAUUCGGACAUCGUCGACUUCUUGCUAAGCCUGGGAGUCCCUGUGAACGACAAGGACGACGCCGGCUGGAGUCCUCUGCAUAUCGCUGCUUCGGCCGGUCGGGAUCAGAUUGUGAAAGCCCUUCUGAAGAAAGGGGCUCAGGUGAAUGCUGUCAACCAAAAUGGCUGCACCCCUUUGCAUUAUGCAGCUUCCAAAAAUAAACAGGAAAUUGCAGUGAUGCUGCUAGAGAACAAAGCUAAUCCGGAUGCAAAGGAUCACUUGGACUCUACUCCGCUGCACAGAGCAGCAUCCAAAGGAAACCUAAAAAUGAUACAGAUCCUUUUGAAGUACAAAGCAUCUGCCAAUCUCCAGGACUCAGAAGGAAACACAGCCCUCCAUUUAGCCUGUGAUGAAGAAAGAGUGGAUGAAGCUAAACUUCUGGUGUCUCACGGUGCAAGCAUAUAUAUCGAGAACAAGGAGGAAAAGACUCCACUGCAAGUUGCAAAAGGUGGCUUGGGAUCCAUACUGAGGAGGCUAGUUGAAGGUUAGCCAUCUCAGCCAACUUGGAUUCAACACCUGAGAAGCAAGCUAAAGAUUAUUCACUGGCUGUAUUUGGAUUAACUGUCACAACUUGAAUUUUUCUUGCUCAUUAUCUACUAUAUUUCCUAUGACUUCAGUGGACAAACCUUUUUUAAAAAAAUUAUAAUUGUACAUGUACAUGACACUUCUUAAAGUAUAUUUGUGCUUUUGGCGGCUUGGGCUUACAGCCCUGCUUUUCCCAUAGAAGAUAACCCUUGGCAACCAUCUUCCCAUUUUGAUGCUAUUAAUCUUCCUCCGUAGAACAUCUCUGUCUUAAAAUCGUGUGGUCCUCUAGAUAUUAUGGGACUCCAACUCCCAACAUUACUGACUGUUGGCCAUACUGACUAGGGCUACUGGGAGAUGCAGUCUGGAAGAUUGCAUGAUGCCAACUCCUGAUGAAAAGAGCAGGCAAUAAAUGAUAGUUAUCUACUGCCUGCUUUUAAAAGAAGGGUUAUCAUGGUUGCAUUAAGUGAAACCAAAGUCAUCAUGGGUGGACAGUGUUCACUAAAGGCACAGCAAGUGGAGGGUCUCUCUGUGGUCUUCAACUAAAGGCUGUGGAGUAACUUGUUAUAAAACAUCCUUGCAACAAUCACUUGUUUCUGCCCUAUGCUUUAUAUAGAAGAUUAGCAGGGACUGAGAAUUGGGAGAAGACAGUGAAGCUUAACUCAUCUAAAGCAAUUACAGGUCCAGUAUUGUUAGUAAGGUUGCUAGAAGUAGUAAUUUUACCUUAAGGUUUAAGACUUGCCAUGAGCUUUUGUAGGCAACUGUCAACUUCAGUGGGCAGUCUACUAUUCACUCUUUGCCUGGUAUUUGGGUGAAGGAGCCUAGGGUUUGUGCAGUAAGAAAGACAAUAUGAAUUUCAGUUGUUAGGAUCCACUGUUACCAAAAUUUGGUUUUGUUCUUCUCCACUGCCUUCCAGUCUCUCCGUCUCAGUGGUUUUGAGCUGUGUGGGUUAAUGCGACCGGCUUUGUACAACCAGCGUGGUUUGUUGAGUCCUAAGCUACUUAGAAUAAAGCAUGCUUUGCUCCUUAAA
Molecule: messenger RNA, 1798 nt
Organism: Sceloporus undulatus (fence lizard)
Lineage: Eukaryota; Metazoa; Chordata; Lepidosauria; Squamata; Phrynosomatidae
Gene: PSMD10
Product: proteasome 26S subunit, non-ATPase 10
Exons: 5
Coding region: 43-735 (230 amino acids)
Molecular function (GO): protein binding
Source: RefSeq, a predicted model, not a curated record